Molecule: messenger RNA, 2983 nt
Organism: Phalacrocorax carbo (great cormorant)
Lineage: Eukaryota; Metazoa; Chordata; Aves; Suliformes; Phalacrocoracidae
Source: RefSeq, a predicted model, not a curated record
CGAAGCGGGAGGCGGCGGGGCGGGGGCGCGGGAGCUCCCGCAGCCCCGGUACCGGCCCCGGCCCCUCUCCCGGCGUCCCGGUCAGCCCGCCCGGGGUACGUCCCGGGCGCCGUUCCCCGAAUCGCGCUGCCGUCCGCACGGAACCGGCGGGGGGUGCCCGGGGGUGCGGCCGGAGCCUCCCGGUGCCGCCCCCCCGCCACCGCCGCCGCCCUCCGUCGCCCCCCCGCCGCCGCCGCCGCCGGGGCGGGUCCCACCGAGCAUGCGCGCCACCGCCCCCCGCCCUCCCCCCGACUCCGCCGCUCCCUGCAACAGACCGGGGCGGCCGCGGCAGCCGGUACUGCCGCCGCGGGGACGGGCGCCGGGCGCGGGCGCGGAGCCAUGGCCGAAGGCGAGGACCUGCAGACCUUCACCUCCAUCAUGGACGCGCUCGUCCGCAUCAGUACCAGCAUGAAGAACAUGGAGCGGGAGCUGGUCUGCCCGGUGUGCAAGGAGAUGUACAAGCAGCCGCUGGCCCUACCCUGCACGCACAACGUCUGCCAUGUCUGCGCCAGCGAGGUGCUGCUGCAGCAUGGCUACCUCUGCUGUGACCCCACCUCCGAGCCCUCCUCGCCUGCUGCCACCCCUGUGACCCGCAGCCCCCGCCUCGGACGCCGGGCCGUCCCCAAGCCCGACCGCCUUGACCGCCUCCUGAAGUCAGGCUUUGGUACCUACCCGGGGCGCAAGCGGGGCACCGUGCACCCCCAGACCGUCAGCUUCCCCUGCCCAGCCUGCCAGCGGGACGUGGACCUGGGUGAGCGAGGCCUGGGCAGUCUCUUCCGCAACCUGACACUGGAGCGGGUCGUGGAGCGCUACCGCCAGACCAUCAACAUCAGCGCCGCCAUCAUGUGCCAGUUCUGCAAGCCCCCACAGCUGGAGGCCACCAAGGGCUGCACCGAGUGCAAGUCCAGCUUCUGCAACGAGUGCUUCAAGCUCUACCACCCCUGGGGCACCCAGAAAGCCCAGCACGAGCCCACGCCCCCCACCCUCACCUUCCGCCCCAAGGGUCUGAUGUGCCCAGAGCACAAGGAGGAGGUGACUCACUACUGCAAGACCUGCCAGCGGCUGGUGUGCCAGCUCUGCCGCGUACGACGCACUCACACCAGCCACAAGAUCACCCCGGUGCUCAGUGCCUACCAGGCCCUCAGGGAGAAGCUGACAAAGAGCCUCGCCUACAUCCUGAGCAGCCAGGACACGGUGCAGACCCAGAUUGCUGAGCUGGAGGAGACAGUGAAGCACACAGAGGUGAAUGGCUCGCAGGCCAAAGAGGAGGUGUCGCAGCUGAUCCAGGGGCUGUGUGCCAUGCUGGAGGAGAAGCAGGCGACCCUGCUGCAGGCGAUCGAGGAGUGCCAGCAGGAGCGGCUGGCCAGCCUGCACUGCCAGAUCCAGGAGCACCAGGCCAUGCUGGAGAACUCGGGCAUGGUGGGCUACGCCCAGGAGGUGCUGAAGGAGACCGACCACCCCUGCUUCGUCCAGGCUGCCAAGCAGCUGCACAACAGGAUCCUCAGGGCCACUGACUCGCUGCAGAGCUUCCGUCCUGCGGCCACAGCCUCUUUCAGCCACUUCCAACUGGAUGUCAGCAGGGAGCUGAAGCUGCUCACCGACCUGGCCUUCAUCCGAGCGCCCGAGGCCCCCGUCAUCGACACGCAGCGCACCUACGCCUACGACCAGAUCUUCCUGUGCUGGCGGCUGCCGCAGCAUUCGCCACCCGCCUGGCACUACACGGUGGAGUACCGCAAGACGGACGCCAAGGGCAAGGGGCUGAAGCUGUGGCAGCGGCGGGAGGAGGUGCGUGGCACCAGCGCCCUCGUGGAGUACCUGGACACCGACAGCGUCUACGUGCUCCGGGUGAAGGGAUGCAACAAGGCGGGCUUUGGGGAGUACAGCGAGGACAUCUACCUGCACACACCACCCGCCCCAGUCCUCAACUUCUUCCUGGACAACCGCUGGGGCUUCAACCGGGACCGGCUGGUCAUCAGCAAGGACCAGCGCGCCGUGCGCAGUGUCCCCGGCAUCCCCAUGCUCUUCGCCGCUGAGCGCCUGAUGACCAGCUGCCACCUCUCCAUCGAUCUGGUCAUCGGCGAUGUGGCCAUCACACAGGGCAAGAGCUACUGGGCCUGCUGCGUGGACCCCAGCUCCUACCUGGUCAAGGUGGGCGUGGGGCUGGAGAGCAAGCUGCAGGAGUGGUUCCAGGUGCCACAGGACGUGGUGAGCCCCAGGUAUGACCCCGACAGCGGCCACGACAGUGGGGCAGAGGACACGACGGUGGAGGCACCCCCGCCCUACGCCUUCCUCACCAUAGGCAUGGGCAAGAUCUUGCUCUCGCACGGGUCGGCACUCACCUCUCGCGACCCCAACGGCUGCACCGUGCCCUUGCCGCCGCGCAUCGGCAUCUGCCUGGACUAUGAGCAGGGCACGGUGAGCUUCUACGAUGCCGUCUCCUUCCGUGAGCUCUGGGAGUGCGGUGUGGACUGUUCAGGGCCUGUCUGCCCUGCCUUCUGUUUCAUUGGCGGGGGUGCCCUGCAUCUCCAGGAGCUGGUGGCCAACAAGCAGGAGCGUAAAGUGACCAUCGGGGGCUUUGCCAAGCUGGACUGAGCUGUGCGUAUGCUCCCCGCACGUGUGCUGGCUGUGACCCCUGAUUGCCCAGCAAGCUCCAGGGCCUGGGGGGCACGCAAGCGAGCAGGGAGCAGAGCACAGCGAGGGCAGCCCCGGCCCUGCUGCCAGCUGGGAGCAGGCCAGGUGUUUGUUUUGUGGGGUGGGGGGGACGAGGACAGCUCUGCCGUCCCCUCCUCUCCCCAUCCACCUGCCCCUUUCCCCAGCUGGGCUUGAGGCUGUGGGCAGGGCUGGGCAGAGGGUGCGUGCCAGGUCCUGGCAGAGGAUCAGCCCUAGAGAUGGACCACGGAGGGGGCUGUGAGUGGGACGCAGGGCUGUGCAGGGAGGGGGGUGG